CGCAAACUGCGCAGCCAGCGUCUGGGCUCUGCAGUGUGCACCAUGGCGGAGCUGGAUCGGGUGGAGAAGAGCAGCCACAGCUUGGACAAAAGCAUAACGCUGCCGCCUGAUGAAAUAUUCCGCAAUUUGGAGAACGCGAAGCGGUUCGCCAUUGACAUAGGUGGCUCUCUAACCAAGCUCGCAUAUUACUCCACCGUCCAGCACAAAGUGGCCAAAGUGCGAUCUUUCGACAAUACUGCAAAGGAGGCGUCGAGCGAAAAACUGUACGAGAUCUCGGUGCAGGAGGAGAUCACAGCCCGUCUGCACUUCAUCAAGUUUGAAAACGCCUACAUUGAGACCUGCCUCGACUUUAUCAAGGACCACCUGGUCAACACUGACACGAAGCUGAUAAAAGCCACGGGAGGCGGGGCACACAAGUUUAAAGACCUCAUCGAAAAGAAACUUGGACUAAAGGUGGAUAAGGAGGAUGAGAUGACCUGCCUGAUCCGGGGCUGUAACUUCGUGCUGAGGAACAUCCCCCACGAGGCCUUCAUCUUCACCAAGCACGCCGACUCUGAGUUCCGCUUCCAGAACACCCACCCGGAUAUCUUCCCCUACCUGUUGGUCAACAUCGGCUCCGGGGUGUCCAUCAUCAAGGUGGAGUCUGAGGACAAGUUUGAGCGUAUUGGAGGGAGUUCCAUCGGCGGAGGAACGUUCUGGGGCCUCGGAGCUCUGCUCACCAAAACAAAGAGGUUCGAUGAGCUGCUGCAGCUGGCCUCCAAGGGCCAGCACACCAACCUGGACAUGCUGGUGAAGGACAUCUACGGCGGCUCCUACGGGUCCCUGGGGCUCACCGGAGACCUCAUCGCCAGCAGCUUCGGGAAGUCGGCCACCACGGACAAAGAGUUCUCCAAGGAGGACAUCGCCAAGAGUCUGCUGCACAUGAUCAGCAACGACAUCGGCCAGCUGGCCUGCCUGUACGCCCGGCUGCACAGCCUCACCAGGGUCUACUUCGGGGGCUUCUUCAUCCGGGGCCACCCCGUCACCAUGCACACCAUCACCUACAGCAUCAACUUCUUCACCAAGGGUGAAGUCCAAGCCUUGUUCCUGAGGCAUGAGGGAUAUCUGGGAGCCAUCGGGGCGUUCCUUAAAGGAGCAGAGGAAGACAACCCCAACCAGUACAGCUGGGGGGAGAACUACGCCGGGAGCUCGGGCCUCAUGAGCGCGUCUCCGGACAUCAACCCCAUGCAGCGCGCACGCAGCGGAACGUUCCCAUUUGACAUGCUGGAGAUGGACCGUCUGGAGAGGAAGCUGGUGAACCUGCCGCUGCUGGAGGACCCCUCCUCCUACGUCCCUGACACGGUGGACCUGACCGUGGACCCGCUGGCCCGCGAGUACUGGCUCUUCUGCUUCGAGGACGCCCUGGACGGGGUGGUGAAGCGCGCGGUGGCCAGUCAGCCCGACCUCCCAGAGGCUGUGGAGCGCGCCGAGAAGUUCCGGCAGAAGUACCGCCACAAGCUGCAGACGCUGCGGCAGCAGCCCUUUGCGUACGGAUCCCUCACAGUCAGGAGCCUGUUAGACACCAGAGAACACUGUUUAAACGAGUUCAACUUCCCCGACCCCUACUCUAAGAUCAAGCAGAGGGAGAACGACGCAGCUCUCCGGUGCUACCAGAAGGCCGUGGCCGCCCUGGACGCCCUCGGCUGGGAGGAGAAGCAGUUCGCUCUGGUCCGCGGGGUCCUGGCGGGGAACGUCUUCGACUGGGGGGCCAAGGCCGUGUCCGAUGUCCUGGAGACGGACCGAGACUUCGGCUUCGAGGAGGCCAAACAGAAGCUGGAAGAGCGCCCGUGGUUGGUGGACUCCUACAACCAGUGGCUGCAGAGACUGAAGGGGCCUCCUCACAAGUGUGCGGUGUUCUUCGUGGACAACAGCGGGAUGGACAUCAUCCUGGGGGUCAUGCCCUUCGUCCGAGAGCUACUCCUUCGGGGCACGGAGGUGGUGCUGGCCAGUAACUCCAGCCCCGCCCUCAACGAUGUGACCAAUGGGGAGCUGCAGAUCCUGACGGAGACGAUUGCGGCCAUGGACCCCAUCAUCCAGGCUGGGCUGAAGGAGGACCGGCUGGUUCUGGUCCAGACUGGAUCCAGCUCCCCCUGCCUGGACCUCGGGCGGCUGGACAAGGAGCUGACCAUCGUGGUGCGGGAGCGGAGGGCGGACCUGGUGGUGAUCGAGGGGAUGGGCCGCGCCGUCCACACUAACUACUUCGCCCGGCUCAGCUGCGAGAGCCUCAAGAUGGCGGUCAUCAAGAACCCCUGGCUGGCAGAGCGGCUCGGCGGGAAGCUGUUCAGUGUGGUGUUCAAGUACGAGCUGCCGACCCCGCCCCCCCCCGCCGCCCCCCCCAUGAAGGAGGAGGAGGAGGAGGAGGCCGUGUUCAGCCCCUAGGGGGCGCCCCACCCCACUCAGACGGGAAUGUCCAGAGCGUUUACCUGUGGUGGUUGUCGUGUCGACGAUGAUGAAGAUGAAGAUGUCACUUGGUGGAUGGAUGAGUGAUUGUUAUGGUGAUUGUAGUGAGAUUACGAAGGCAGUGUUAUCAAGGGGGGGGGGGGUAGCAGAGAGAGAAUGUUUUUUGGUAGCAAUGACAGGAUAAUGAUUUUCAUUAGUGCGUGUUUUUGUUUACAUGUACCCAUAAAAAGUAAUUACCCCCUGUUGUGGUGAAUUAACUGCAAAAAAUGUGUGCGUCUAAUGUGCCUCUGUGCCUUCGUGCCCGUCGCGUCGCUCGCUUCUAUCGUUCUGUUUUCCCAGGGGUCAGACAUGGCCCAUAGCCUACGUCCUUUUUGUGUGAGGUGUUUUCUUUUUUACAAUACAAGGAUGAAUGAAUUUGGACGACUGAAUAAUUUUGAAGACACAGAACAGGUUAUGAGUUAAUGUUGCUUCAGGGACUUGGUGAAAACGCACUUUAUCGCCAUCAUUUAGUGUUUAGCGGCGAACCACAAGAGGGCAGUGUUUCACUGUGAACUUUAGGAUUCCUCUGAAACUUUGCCACUGCUCGGAAUUUAACACGGAGUUGCCAGCUUUGUGUUUACAUGUAGCCUAUCAGGUGUUGGUUUUGAUGCAGUGUUCCUCGCUUGCCCAUUUUUCUGGAAUGAAACAAGGUUGCAUUGAGCAAAUUUAGCCAGUGGAUUAGAUACCACGACAAAGUAUUAUAAGGAAAUAUUUGACAAUGAGUGGUUUGGGAGAAUAAACUUAAGGAAACAAAGUCCACCCAUGCAGUAUGUGGCCAAAACACUGUGAAGGCAUUUGGUUUUAGUUGAUUGGUAAUAUCUCGACUGGUUUGAACGCCGAUUGGAGGGCCUCUUGUCACGCAGACGCACCUUGUGUUGUUUGUACAUAGAAUGAACAAGCGUAUGUGUAUUUCAUUAAUUUGUAAACACGUUCAAAAUACAAGUUUGUGUACCGUAUUAUCCUCUGACAAUCAACCUUCAUUAAAUGUUCAAAACUAUAUUUUA
This is a messenger RNA of Gadus morhua (Atlantic cod), 3482 nucleotides long. It is a transcript of the gene pank4, whose product is annotated as pantothenate kinase 4 (inactive). Gene Ontology annotation, cellular component: nucleus; cytosol. Gene Ontology annotation, molecular function: pantothenate kinase activity; ATP binding. The coding region runs from base 43 to 2418 and encodes 791 amino acids. Gene Ontology annotation, biological process: coenzyme A biosynthetic process. NCBI's taxonomy places the organism in Eukaryota, Metazoa, Chordata, Actinopteri, Gadiformes, Gadidae. The transcript is spliced from 20 exons. The record is from RefSeq and is a predicted model, not a curated record.